Molecule: messenger RNA, 567 nt
Organism: Emys orbicularis (European pond turtle)
Lineage: Eukaryota; Metazoa; Chordata; Testudines; Emydidae
Gene: LKAAEAR1
Product: LKAAEAR motif containing 1
Exons: 4
Coding region: 67-567 (166 amino acids)
Source: RefSeq, a predicted model, not a curated record
CUGAUGAAGCAGGGGGGAAGUCCAUCAGGAUGUACGUGACGAGCUAAUUCUUAACCUAGAAUAAAGAUGACUGCAAGAGAAACAGCUACGCGCAAAGGGACAAUUAUUCCUAAAUCCCGGAAGAGUUUACUUUCACUUGAUGUAAAUGCAGUGUCUCCACAGCAAAGAGAGAGGUAUCUGGCAUUUGCUGAGCCCACUGAGGAACCAGUGAAAUCCAUGCUGGCUUCAGACAUUCUUAUGAUGGAUAAAAUUUCACACGAGCACUCCAUGCGUGAAAGAGACGCAGAGCAAAAGAAGCAGGCCAGGGUCAUUGGGCUGCUCAAGGCUGCAGAAGCCCGGAACCGCCUUCGAAACGUGAGACUCCGAUUUCAGAACUUGAGAGCUCAGGAAAUAAACCAUCUGAUAUCCUGCCAGAAAACUGCCAGAGGCGCUGUGAGACUGGAGGUGUUUCUCCCACCCCGAAAGAACAUUCAGAAACUAGCAGAUAACUUGGACAGAGUUCAGAGGAGUAGAGUUGAAGCGAUACUAGAAGAUGAAAAUGGCGAAAUAUUCAUUAGAAGAACCUGA